AUGGGUUUGCAGCUGUCGUGCUGCUCAACGCAGGGCAUGGAGGGUCCAUUCAAUGGAAGCCAAACUUCACAUGCCCGCUGUCAACAGAAGAUCUGUCAGCCAACAAAUACUGACAUCCCUCCUGCGCCACCCUGCUCCUCACCUCACUCGGGGCUCGACUCCGGGAUGCAACAUCCGCAGGGUACCCCCACCUACCCAGAGCCGACCAUGGACCCAUGCCCCAGCAGGAUGUCACGGAAGCCUCGUCGCUCCACGCUGUGCUCUCGUGCUGCAGCCUCGGCAAACGGCAGCGUCCCUGCUCCAAGGACGUCGCCCUCGUGCGCCGGUCCCAGACCCUCCAGGACCCUUACGUGCUCCAACUGGAUGAAUGUGGAGCGAUGCAAGGGGAUUUGA
Auxenochlorella protothecoides is the source of this 393-nucleotide messenger RNA. RefSeq lists its product as hypothetical. The coding region runs from base 1 to 393 and encodes 130 amino acids. NCBI's taxonomy places the organism in Eukaryota, Viridiplantae, Chlorophyta, Trebouxiophyceae, Chlorellales, Chlorellaceae. The record is from RefSeq and is a predicted model, not a curated record. The transcript has a single exon.